CUUAGCAAAGGCUAACUGCAAAGAAUAUUAACCUGUGCUUAGCUCGUAUUCGUUACAUUCAGUGAAUUAGUGGUUUCAUUAAAAUUUCAUCAAACGAUGGGGUUGGAUACGUGCAUGUGUCAGUUUCUCACGCAUUUUCUGUGCUUGGGCAAGCAUUUCCAAAGAGACCUCAACGCCGAUCAAUCUCGUCGACGCGACUCCGACUCGUAUUAUCGAAAUCUGUCCCAACACAGGAAACACGGUGUUCUUGGCGAGGUGGACGUUUCCUCCGAUCCACGGAUCGUCGAGCACAAGAAAGGCGCAAAAACGCAGGAGCUGAUCAGAAACGCGAUUCAGAACAACAAGUUCCUCUGUGACUUCGAAGCAUUGCGAAUAGAGAAGCUCAUCUCGGCGAUGUAUCCGCAAGACGUGAAAUUCGACACGCGAGUCAUCCACGAAGGUGAAACCGGAUGCCAUCUGUACGUCGUAGAGGAGGGAACGUUCGACAUUUACGUGGGCAAAACGUAUCAAGGAAGUUUUGGGUCCGGUGUCGCUUUCGGGGAGUUUGCUUUGUUGUACAAUACGAAAAGAUUGUGUUCCGUCGAUGCAACCUCAAAUGGGAAGGUUUGGGUGCUGGACAGGAACACGUUCCAGGUGAUAAUGAUGAAAACUAACGAGGAAAUGUUGGAGUAUAAUUUGAAAAUUCUUCGUCGAAUUGAAAUAUUCAAGGAUUUUCCGGAAGAGGUUCUCGUGAAAAUAUGCGAUCUGAUAAUGGUGGAAUUUUACCCGGCGAAUUCGUACGUGAUUCGAGAGGAGGACGAAGGGAAUAAGUUCUAUAUUAUAAACGGUGGCAGAGUAAAGGUCACGAAAAAUAAGUCGAACGGUAUAGAAGAGGAGCUGACGGUCCUCGAAAAGGGUGAAUACUUCGGUGAAAAAGCACUGUACAACUCUGACAAACCUCGUCGACAGGUGAACGUUGUUGCGAUGCCACCUGGCGUAGAGUGUUAUACGAUCAAGAAAACAGAUUUUUUGAACUAUCUUGGCGAACUGAAUUUGAUCAAGAACAAGAAUUGGCAGCAGUAUCAGAAAAAGAACGAACCGGAUAAUUGGGACGAUGAGUUCAAGAAACUAUCCUUAUCUGAUAUCGAGUGUGAAGGAACAAUUGGGACCGGUUGUUAUGGCAGAGUGGAAUUAGUCACUAUAAAAUCGAUGCCUAACGUCAGUUUUGCCAGAAAGAAGGUGACGAAGUACAUGAUCACGAGAGGUGGUUUGCAAAAAAUGAUAUUCAAUGAGAAGAAUAAUUUGAAACUGUGUAAUUCACCGUUCAUCUGCAGACUGUACAGGACCUUCAAAGAUAAAAGAUAUCUUUACUUCUUAAUGGAGGUAUGUUUGGGUGGAGAUUUAAGAACGGCCUUACAUAGACAUGGUAAAUUUGACAAUUCCACGAGUCGGUUCAUCGUCGCUUGUAUCGUAGAAGGCCUUCAGCAUAUUCAUUCGUUGGGUAUCAUCUACAGAGACCUAAAACCAGAGAAUGUCGUAAUCGAUAGUCGAGGCUAUGUUAAGCUUACUGAUUUCGGGUUCACUAAACUUAUCGGUCCUUACAAGACACAUACUUUUGUGGGUACGCCAGAAUAUUUGGCUCCAGAAAUGAUUCAAAGUAAACAUUAUAAUCAGACUACCGAUUAUUGGGCACUUGGAAUUAUUACGUAUGAAGUAUUAACGGAUCGAACACCUUUUCAAGACAUAAAUGACAUAGAGAUAUGUACCAAGAUUGUUCGUGGAUUCGAUGAUACAUACCUGCCACCUGCUUUAAAAAGCUCAGCAAAAAAUUUUAUCAAGUCCUUACUGCAAAAUAAUCCAAUCGAAAGACUCGGUUAUUUGCAACAAGAUUUUCAGGAUAUUUAUAAUCAUAAAUGGUUCCAUCAUUUCAAUUGGCAAGAAUUACGAACUCAAACAAUGGCAUCCCCUAUUGUACCAACGGUAAAGAGUCAUCUUGAUAUGAGAAAUUUUGAUAAAUAUCCUCCUAAUUACGACCCGAUAUCGGUAGAUCUUUCUGACUGGGACACAAAUUUCUGACGAUCUUUAUUUUAUAAUUGAUUGUGUAUAUGCACAUACACUAUGUUAAA
Messenger RNA from Eufriesea mexicana, 2105 nucleotides. RefSeq names its product cGMP-dependent protein kinase, isozyme 1. Gene Ontology annotation, molecular function: ATP binding; cGMP-dependent protein kinase activity. Bases 97 to 2055 code for a protein of 652 amino acids. The transcript is spliced from 11 exons. Gene Ontology annotation, biological process: protein phosphorylation. The record is from RefSeq and is a predicted model, not a curated record. Lineage: Eukaryota; Metazoa; Arthropoda; Insecta; Hymenoptera; Apidae.